This is a messenger RNA of Cynocephalus volans (Philippine flying lemur), 138 nucleotides long. Its product is annotated as thymosin beta-4-like. Lineage: Eukaryota; Metazoa; Chordata; Mammalia; Dermoptera; Cynocephalidae. The record is from RefSeq and is a predicted model, not a curated record. Gene Ontology annotation, biological process: regulation of cell migration; actin filament organization. Gene Ontology annotation, cellular component: cytoplasm. The transcript has a single exon. Gene Ontology annotation, molecular function: actin monomer binding. Bases 1 to 138 code for a protein of 45 amino acids.
AUGUCUGACAAAUAUGAUAUGGCUGAGAUUGAGAAUUCUAAUAAGUUGAAAUUGAACAAAACAGAAAUGCAAGAGAAAAAUCCACUGCCUUCCAAAGAAACAAUCGAACAGGAGAAACAAGCAGGUGAAUCACAAUGA